This is a messenger RNA of Punica granatum (pomegranate), 1189 nucleotides long. Lineage: Eukaryota; Viridiplantae; Streptophyta; Magnoliopsida; Myrtales; Lythraceae. The record is from RefSeq and is a predicted model, not a curated record.
GCGGAUGGUGGUGGGCGGGUAGUUGAACGCGGCGGCGCUAAUGGCCCGCCUCAGCACGAUAUCAAGGAUCUCUGUCGCCGCGUCCCGCUCUCUCUCCUCCUCCGUCCGCUCCCGCCCCGCCGUUAGCGUCUCGAGGCUCCCUAACUCUGCAGCUGCUCCUUCUCCGUGUCUGCUGCGUCUCCGCUCCUUCGCGACAACCAUGGACGGCGGCAGAGGCAACGGAGGGGACCAGCAGCUCGGCUCCGAGCUCGAGGCCAUCUUCAAGGAGAAGCGGAUCCUCAGGUCCAAAGUCCGCAAGUCCCUCAGGUCCAUGGACCCUCUCCAGAGAUCCCAGGAAGAUGAUGCAAUUCAGCGCAUCGUGCUCGAUGCUCCCUGGUUCAGAUCUAGCCAGAGACUGUGCGCGUAUAUCAGCUGCAGUGCCUUGCGGGAAGUCGAUACUUCAAAGAUACUGUCGGAGAUUCUGCAGAAUACCGCCCGAGACAGUCAGGCGCACUCGAGCAAGAAGGUUUAUGUUCCAAGAGUGGAGGACAAGAACUGUCACAUGCGAAUGUUCAACAUCUCAAGUGUCGGUGAUCUGAUUGCUAACUCAAUGGAUAUACUCGAACCAGCUCCAGUUGAUGCCGAGGGAAAUGAACGUGAAGAAGUCAUGCACGCAAAGGAACCCAUUGAUCUGUUCCUCUUACCCGGACUUGCAUUUGACAGAUCAGGAAGGCGCUUGGGUCGUGGCGGAGGGUAUUAUGAUACUUUUCUGAAGAGCUACCAGGAUCUUGCAAGGGCUCGGAAUUGGAAGCUACCCCUGCUUGUUGCAUUAUCUUACUCCGUGCAGAUUAUGGAGGAAGGAGUUAUAUCAGUUACUUCAGAUGAUAUCCCAGUGGACGCUAUUGUCUCCCCUGCUGGUGUGAUUCACAUCAGCCCUGCUGCUUCUGAGAGAAUGAAGUCUUGACAUCACGGGACGCUGGGAUGAGCCAUCCUUUUUUCUACAGCAAAGGAACUCUCAGUUUGUGGGGCAAACAUCAUCCCGGUGGCAUCAAAGGGCUGAAGCAUCAUCAAACACCAGCAAGGUUUAAAUAUAUUAUUUUUCCGACUUGUCAACUUAUACGCAUUACCUUCAUCAUACUGUAAUAUGUGCCGAACACUCACAUCUUUUGGGGGGAAUCCAUCUAUGUUCGGGUUCAUGUUCGUCCUCGAA